Molecule: messenger RNA, 873 nt
Organism: Rubroshorea leprosula
Lineage: Eukaryota; Viridiplantae; Streptophyta; Magnoliopsida; Malvales; Dipterocarpaceae
Source: the annotation of a GenBank genome assembly
ACCUUUCAAACUCAAACUCAAACCCAAAUCCAAACCCAAACUCAAGUUCAAACUCAAGUUCAAACCCAAUUCAAUCAAAAUUAAACUUAACCCAAUUUUACUCAACCCAACUCAAUCCAUAAAAAUUAACUCAACCCAUUCCUCUACAUACAUUUAACCCUAACCCUAAUUCACUUCUCAAUUUUCAUUUUCACCUUCCCUGGCUUUCCCUCUUCUUCUAUUACGUGACUCUAUCAUUUGAAUGCCCUCCAUUCCAUUGCCACCCUUCUACGAUUCUACCUUUACCCUUCUCAGUGCUCACUUUCUGCCGCCCCUUAUUUUCUCCUUUGCACUAGCUGGACCAUCUCAAAUCCCAUUCCCUCCACUGCACGACUGGUUUGCUGCUGUCGAAGCCAUCUGCCUACUGCUGUCGAACUGUCAAAGCCAUCUACUUGCUGCUGCCAAACUGCCAAAGCCAUCUGCUUGCUGUUAUCUGGACUAUCAAAGCCAUAUGCGGUUCUGUUGCGGCCUUGCCCUUCUUGGGGCAAUAUUAAGCUCCGCAGCAGUUAUCAGUCUUCAUAAUCAAUGCAGUUAUACAAUUUGGCCCGGUAAUCUCUCCGCAAUGGCACGGCGAUUCUCGGUGAUGGCGGCUUCGAAUUGGCAGCCGGUGCCUCGGUCCAGUUCACGGCCCCACCCGGUUGGUCUGGCCGAUUCUGGGCCAGAACCGGCUGCACGUUUGACCAGUCCUGUUGUUGCAAGAGAACUGGUGUACUUCUGGUCCCGACCUGCUUACUUCGGUAGACCUGCAAAGCCCCGAGGUGGGUCCUCGGGGUAGACACUCCGAUGCCUAAGUCAGCAAUAAUCAGAGCUACCAAAUACAAGUCGAGAGCUGUG